UCGGGUAAUCGCAGUCGAGUCGCUGCCGUCAGAAAUAAGAAAAAAACUUCCAUCGUUGUUAUCGCGCGCGUUUCCAUGUGGCCGAAGCGAACGUAAUGUGGAUUGUCACGGCGAAAAUAUUUACUCUCGUCAGUUCAAUCGUAGCUGUUUGUGAAAGCGAAAGUCGGUCUGGUGCUCCGUCGGUUGCAACCGUAGUUGUUCAGGAUGCCGCUGGAUCUGUACUGCCACAUUGUGGCACCGUUCUGUCGCUCCGUUAUCCUGUUGGCCGAUGCCCUUGAAGUGGAACUGAAUUUCAUCGAAGUAAACGUGUUGAAGAAGGAACAAUUCAAGCCAGAAUUCAUAGCGAUGAAUCCUCAGCACUGUAUUCCGACGCUGGUGGAUGGUGACGUCGUAGUGUGGGAAUCAAAUGCGAUACUGAUUUACCUAGCUGAGAAAUACGGCAAAGUAAGCAAACGGUUCUACCCAACGGACAUUGCAGAACGCGCCAAAGUAAAUCGAAUAUUAUUCUUCCAAUUGGGGACAUUGCACCGAGCGCUGUCCACCUACUACUACCCAAUUCUGGCUGGGCUCGGCGAAGGAAAGCCGGAAGACUUCCGAAAGAUACAGGAUGCGGUUGGUGUGAUGGACAAACUCCUCGAUGGAAACAAAUGGCUUGCGGGAGAAGACCUAUCGAUAGCGGAUUUUAGUGUGGUUAUAAGCGUUGCCUCCCUCGAAGGGGUAAUCAAAUUCGAUCUGACUGUGUACAAAAACGUGUACCGUUGGUAUCAGCAGUGCAAGAAAGAGUUUCGAAAAUUCGAAGAACUCACACAGGAAGCCAAUGACAAAUCCCAGGAAAUGAUUGCAGCCUUACGUCAGUAUAAGUUGGAGGAAAUAAAUUCCGCUAAAGAGCCGUGCUGUAGUGCACCACCGGGAGCGAAAACUCCCCCGAAGCCACCCUGCCCGGACUCAUCUUGACCAAAACGAGUGAUUGU
Messenger RNA from Aedes aegypti (yellow fever mosquito), 971 nucleotides. RefSeq names its product glutathione S-transferase 1. The transcript is spliced from 2 exons. The record is from RefSeq and is a predicted model, not a curated record. NCBI's taxonomy places the organism in Eukaryota, Metazoa, Arthropoda, Insecta, Diptera, Culicidae. Gene Ontology annotation, biological process: glutathione metabolic process. Gene Ontology annotation, molecular function: glutathione transferase activity. The coding region runs from base 205 to 954 and encodes 249 amino acids.